GAACUUGCCUCGCAGUCGAAGGAUCCGGAAGGGAAAAGCCAGAGCGAAUCACAGCACGGCUUCCCCGCUUCCCGUGCCGCGAAUGGGCUUCCGCUUCGCCCGCCUCGCCGCCCGCGCCGCGGCCUCCCGCCGGGGCCCGCCCCCCGCCGCUUCCUCCGCCCACCUCGCGCUCGCCUCGACGGCGGCGGAGCCACGCUGCUGGCCCCACUGGCUCGUCCCCGCCCGCGGCCACGUGGGCCACUCGCACCACCACGGCGGAGAGGGCGGGGGCGAGGCCUCCGAGCGGAUCUUCCGGCUGGGCCUCGCCGCCGAGGUCGCCCUCACCGCGGGGAAGGCCGUCACGGGAUACCUCUCCGGCAGCACCGCCAUCGUGGCCGACGCCGCCCACUCCCUCUCCGACAUCGUGCUUAGCGGGGUGGCUCUACUGUCGUACAGGGCGGCCAAGGCUCCCAAGGACAAGGAGCAUCCCUAUGGACAUGGAAAGUUCGAGAGUUUAGGAGCUCUUGGGAUUUCAAGUAUGUUGUUGGUUACUUCAGGUGGGAUUGCCUGGCAUGCUUUUGAAGUUCUUCAGGGUGUAAUGUCCUCUUCUCCUGAUAUUAUUGGCAACACGUUGCAUGCCCAUCACGACCAUGGCAACGGUGGGCAUCAUCAUGGAAUAGAUCUGGAACACCCAGUGCUUGCAUUGAGCGUGACAACUUUGGCAAUAGCUGUCAAAGAAGGGCUCUAUUGGAUCGCAAAAAGAGCUGGGGACAAGGAAGGGAGUGGGCUGAUGAAAGCUAAUGCAUGGCACCAUCGUGCAGAUGCUAUUUCAUCUGUUGUUGCCCUAGUUGGGGUAGGUGGCUCUAUUCUUGGAUUGCCUCUUCUUGAUCCACUAGCUGGACUUAUUGUCUCAGGCAUGAUUCUUAAAGCUGGUAUUCAGACUGGAUAUGAGAGUGUACUGGAAUUAGUUGACGCUGCUGUUGAUCCUUCACUCCUACAACCAAUCAGGGAAACUAUUUUGAAGGUUGAUGGCGUGAAGGGAUGCCAUCGGUUGAGGGGAAGAAAAGCUGGGACCUCAUUAUAUCUCGAUGUGCAUAUUGAGGUAUAUCCUUUCUUGAGUGUCAGUGCAGCACAUGAUAUCGGGGAAACUGUCCGCCAUCUGAUUCAAAAGGAGCACAAUCAAGUUGCUGAAGUUUUCAUACACAUAGAUCCCUCAUACUCGAUGGGCCCCAACAUGAACCUGAACAGGACUCUAAACAACUUCAAUCUAAGAAAUUCAGAAGCUAUUCCACGGCAACAGAGUGCUGAAGCAAUCGUGUCUGAUAUUAUUUCCUCACAUUUUUCAGAGAAAAUGUCGCUCGAACAUCUAAUGCUGCAUUACGUGCAAGGGAGAGUGUUGCUCCAGGUCCAAGUUUCGAUGUCUCCAGAAAUUUUGAUUUGGGAUGCAAUGGAAAUCGCAAAGCAAGCUGAAGAGGAGAUAAUGAGAGCUGAUGCCAGCAUAAGCCAAGUGAGUCUGCAGCUAAGAUUGGGCCAACAUAUCAAGCAACUUCAGCUUGCAUCAAGCAAGAACAUCGCUAGCGACCUACAUGGUGGAGCACAGUAACGUGCCAGUCAGCUAGGGUUAUCUUUUUGCUAAUUUUUCUAACAUACAGUCAUACAUGAGCUUCAUUUUACUACUGAGGCAGUAUAGGCUAGGACGGCCUGUGUACAUUGUAAUCAUAUAGACAGUGUUGAGAGAUCCGGUGAAUUUGUAAUAAUGCACAGAAGCAGCCUUGAUCAACAGAGAUGGCUACUGGGAAAUAUUUGUUGUUGGCUGUGUGCCACCACCUGCAUUGUAAAUAAACCGCAUGAUACAAUACAAGUGUUUUACCUUCAAAAAAAAAAACAAUACAAGUGCCUCGCU
Molecule: messenger RNA, 1882 nt
Organism: Setaria italica (foxtail millet)
Lineage: Eukaryota; Viridiplantae; Streptophyta; Magnoliopsida; Poales; Poaceae
Product: metal tolerance protein 2
Exons: 12
Coding region: 83-1582 (499 amino acids)
Biological process (GO): monoatomic cation transport; transmembrane transport
Cellular component (GO): membrane
Molecular function (GO): monoatomic cation transmembrane transporter activity
Source: RefSeq, a predicted model, not a curated record